AAAUGUUUCGGGGUGUGUACCUGCUGCUUACGGCGCUUUGGUUGCAGUGGCAAGUGAACGCACAACAUCUGAGCAGGGAGGAAAUUGAAAAAGCUGUUAACGCUGCCAUCACUAAGGUGGACUCUGCAUAUGAGUACUCAAGACAAGAGUGCCUUGAACGUGUCAAACGGAACGCAGCGAGGCCCCAGGAUGUGUUACGCUUGCUCAAGCAGCCUAUGGGAAUCUCUCGUGAGAUAGCCCGAUCUGCUGAUUACAUGAGCAAUGCACUGGAUAUCAUCAAAAGAUCUGCGGAAAGACGUGAGAGACGUUCUAUCAACGCCACAGACCUGCUGUCUGAGGAGGAUUUAGAGUUCAUAUCAGAACUGACAGGCUGCUCACCACGACAACGCAUCCCCUCUUGCAGGACAACACCCAACCUUGAUGUCUUUCGCACUGCAAGCAGUGUCUGCAACAACAGGUAUAAUCCCCGAUGGGGAGCCUCUAACAUACCAUUUGCACGCUGGCUGCCUUCUGAGUACCAAGAUGGAAUCUCUGAGCCUCGAGGGUGGGACCCUAUCAAAAUUAACGGCUUCCUUCUUCCUUUGGUCAGAGAGGUGUCUAACAGCGUUCUGAAAACACCCAUCAAUGAUGUGGUGAGCGACCAAGUAUUCACUCACCUCUUGACCAUCUAUGGAGAGUGGAUAGACCACGACCUGACGUUCACACCUCAUUCUCCAGUCAUUCGUUCAUUCAGUAAUGGCAUUGACUGCGACGAGAGCUGCGAGCGCACUGAACCUUGCUUCCCCAUCGAGAUUCCCAAGAAUGGCCCACGCUUUGGCUCCCAAGAGUGCAUCCCUUUCUUUCGCUCGACAGCCACAUGUGGAUCUGGACCCACAGGUUCCAUCUUUGGCGAAGCCACUGUGCGGCAACAGUUGAACACCCUCACAUCUUAUAUUGAUGCGGAUCAGGUGUAUGGUUCGGAUGAUGUCAGAGCUCAGUCCCUUCGUAACCUCAGCACAGAUGAGGGCUUGUUGAGGGUCAAUACAGAGUUCACUGACGGCGGUCGAGAACUGCUGCCCUUCACCACUAUGGGAGCCAACUUGUGUGCAACCCGAGCUCGGAUCACCAAUGACCCUGACGCCCAGGAAGUGCUUUGCUUUUUUGCAGGUGAUGGACGCUCCAAUGAGAACAUUGCUCUGACCUCUAUUCACACACUGUUCUUGCGUGAGCACAACCGGCUGGCUCGGGCCUUGCGCAAACUAAAUCCAAAGUGGGAUGGAGAGAGAAUCUACCAAGAAACACGCAAGAUCGUUGGAGCAUAUCUUCAGGUCAUCGCUUUCCGAGACUUCUUGCCCCCCAUCGUUGGUCCAGAAAUCGUAUCCAAGAAGCUGUCCACCUACCCUGGCUAUAAUGACACCGUGGAUGCCACCAUCUCCAAUGCAUUCGGAGCAGCUGCCUUCCGAUUUGGCCACUCGAUGGUUCAACCCUUCAUAUUCCGCCUCGAUGGGAGCUACAAGGAUCACCCGUUGUACCCCUCUCCGUUGCUGCACACAGCCUUGAACACACCAUGGAGGGUUGUCUUUGAAGGUGGCAUAGACCCCAUCGUGAGGGGGCUUGUGGGUCGACAGGCUAAGUUGAAUGUUCAGGAUUCCAUCAUUACGGAUGAACUGAGAGACUUGUUGUUUAAAUUCUCUUUUGAGAUGGCACUUGAUCUGGCCUCUCUCAACAUGCAGCGUGGACGAGACCACGGAAUCCCAGGAUACAAUCGAUGGCGCAAGUUCUGUGGUCUGUCACAGCCACAAAAUGAGAAGGAACUGGCUUCUGUGCUGCAAAACGAUGAACUGGCUCGGAAGUUGAUAGAACUUUACGGCACGCCUGAUAACAUUGAUCUAUGGCUUGGAGGAAUUGCAGAACGUCUUGUGAACGGAGGAAGAGUUGGCCCCCUGUUUGCUUGCCUGAUAGGCACUCAGUUUAGCAAGAUUCGGGAGGGAGAUCGACUUUGGUGGGAGAACAAAGGGGUAUUCACGAAGGCCCAGAGAGCCUCUUUGGCAGGAACAUCAUUUUCCCGCAUCAUCUGUGACAACACCGGCAUCUCUGAAGUUCCAGACCAACCCUUCCUGUUUCGGCCACGAGGCUAUGGUUACACCAAAUGCAGUGACAUCCCUCCGUUUGACCUGACUCCGUGGCAGGAGCCUCCACAUGAACCUACAGGCCCCACCAAGUACCCACCAGAAACAACCCCCUUUAUCACCAAAUACUCCCCGGGAUCCUACGGACCCAAAGGAACCCCUGGACCAAAAGAACCAGCAGGCCCCCCUGGAUCCUAUCAUGAGAAUGUGGCCUUCUCCGUGCGACUGGGCAACAACUACCCUAGUCCUGGUGUUCCUAUCCCCUUCUACGACGUCAUCUACAAUGGACAGAACAGCUAUAACACCAACACAGGCAAAUUUACAUGCCCAUAUUCCGGCGUGUAUGAAUUCCAAUUCUACUGUACAAUCUAUGAGCACGCUGCCAGCGUAGAUCUGUUGCGCAAUGGAGUGUUGAUUGUGCAUUCCUAUACUACCAAGCAAGAUGGUUACAUCUCAGCCAGUGGAGGCACGUACAUCAAGCUAGAUGUAGGAGAUGAGGUUUGGCUGGUGGCUAACUACGGUGGCAAUGGUCUGACCAGAGACAGCUACUUUUAGGGGCGUCUGGUCUUUACUGAGAAAUAAGCCAUGAUUAUUCUAUGUGCCAAAAAGGCAGUAUUUUGCCAAGAAAGCACUUGAAGAUCCCAAAUUAACCUCACAUUUGGCAUUUGUAUGAUUUAUAGACUUUUCAUUGAGCAGUAAGGUUGGGCGUGCAUGCAAAUAAAUCAAAUAAUGAACUUGUCA
Molecule: messenger RNA, 2849 nt
Organism: Dunckerocampus dactyliophorus (ringed pipefish)
Lineage: Eukaryota; Metazoa; Chordata; Actinopteri; Syngnathiformes; Syngnathidae
Product: eosinophil peroxidase-like
Exons: 15
Biological process (GO): response to oxidative stress
Molecular function (GO): heme binding; protein binding; peroxidase activity
Source: RefSeq, a predicted model, not a curated record